CAACCUGGAACCCCAAACAAUCCAUUCCUCGAACAGAUCCUCCCCUAGUUCGCACCAUUAAACCCUUGGAGAUGAGCCAUUCGUAUUGUCCCUAACCACUGUCACCCUCCUCCGCCGCUCCGUCACCGACUUUGUCUUUGGGGUUUUCUGGGCUCCAGGCAAGAUGCAUAACGCCCUCAACCGCAUUCAGUCGGCCUUUGGCUUCUUCACCACCUGUGCCUUUACACUGGCAUCUGUCAUUGCUCUCCUAUCUCUCAUCCCUCUCCCUGCCCCGAAAUCCUCUCCGAGUGCGUCUGUCACCCCCCGAAACAUUCAAGUCGUCAAGGGACGACCGCAUUACUACUCGGCCAGGCGCGAAGAAUAUGCUCAGAUCCGAUUUGAUCUAGACGCCGACCUGUCCAGUCUAUUUACCUGGAAUACCAAGCAGCUGUUCGUCUAUGUCACGGCGAACUACCCGAGUUCGAAGGACGGCAAAGGCGGCAUGUCCGAAGCUGUCAUCUGGGACUCGAUCAUUUCCGCACCAUCUACACCCUAUUCCUGGCAAAAUCUCAAACAGACCUACUUUUCCACCAAGAAAGCCACCAAGAGCAAGAGCAGGAAAGGCUCCAACCUCAAGAGCACGAGCAAAGAGAUCGUCAAGCCUGGGGUCAUCGCGUUGAAGAAUGUCAAGCCCAAAUACCAAAUCACCGACCCCAGCGGCGUCUUGAGCGAACGCGGGAAUGCUACCUUGCAGGUCAGUUGGAAUGUCCAGCCCUGGGUCGGCGCUCUGGUCUGGGACAAAGGCAUACUAGGCAAUCGGGUUGCCAAAUGGGAAGUCGGCAAACAAGGGCAGAGUGGUGUGUUUGAGUUCCCAGCACUCAAAGGGGCCAAGCCAGAGACUGUCCGAGAAUCAAAUGGACCAAAGACCCCCAAGGUUGGGUCUGCCACGCCGAUUGUUGGUGCCUAGAAUACCUUUUUUAGCUGAAGUGUGUAGGAGGGGCUCCAGAGAGUCCUGUGGGUAGGUCGGAAUAAGUGGUAACGACUGAACUACCACAAGUGGCCUUGUAACAAAGGCCUUCCAGUUCCGCCGUAUUCCCUAUACAGCUGAGUAUUAUGUAGCUAUGUGCAUGUUCAAAU
Exophiala mesophila is the source of this 1116-nucleotide messenger RNA. RefSeq lists its product as uncharacterized. The transcript has a single exon. The record is from RefSeq and is a predicted model, not a curated record. Lineage: Eukaryota; Fungi; Ascomycota; Eurotiomycetes; Chaetothyriales; Herpotrichiellaceae. Gene Ontology annotation, biological process: protein targeting to ER. Gene Ontology annotation, cellular component: membrane; signal peptidase complex. The coding region runs from base 164 to 946 and encodes 260 amino acids.